AUGGAUAAUUUUGAUAUAUUAUCAUCAUAUUCAACAACAGAAUAUGAUCAUUUAAAUUUUGUUCAUUAUGAAAAUAUAUCACCAUUAUCAACAAUAAAUGAAACAGAUAAUUUAAUAUCAAUAAAUACAAAUGAAUUAAAUUGGCCUGUAUUAAUUUUAUCUAUAUUAGCUAUAUUUGGUAUUGUUGGUAAUUUAUUAGUAUGUGUAUCAAUAUCACUUGAUAAACAAUUACAAACUGUAACAAAUUUUUUUCUUUUCUCAUUGGCUAUUGCUGAUUGUCUUCUUAGUCUUGUUGUUUUACCACUUGCAAUUAUAAAAGAUUUUCAGGGUUCAUGGCAAUUACCAAUAAUUUUUUGUAAUUUUUAUGUUUUUCUUGAUGUUUUAUUAUGUACAACAUCAAUAUGGCAUUUAACAAUUGUUUCAAUUGAUCGUUUUCUUUAUAUAUCACGUCCAUUUCGUAGUCGAGAACGAAGUAAAUUUAAAACAUUUAUUAUUAUUAUUUUAAUAUGGACAUUUUCAAUUGCUAUAUCAUGUACAAUAUUUAUACUUGGUUUUAUUGAUGAAAAUAAUAUAUUAGUAAUUAAUCAUGAUCAUAAACGAUUAUGUACAUUAAAUAAUCGUUCAUUUAUAAUAUAUGGUUCAAUAAUAUGUUUUUGUGUACCAUGUAUAUUAAUGCUUGUUACAUAUUCAUUAACAAUUCGACGUCUACAAAAAGAAGCAGCAAAAUGUUAUUCAGAUCCUGAUGAUCAUUCAAUAAUGAUGACACAAACAUCAAAUCGUUUAAGACGACAUAAAUCAACAUCAAAAAUUCGAUCAUCAUCACAUAAUUAUAAAAAAAAAUUAUUAAAUGAAUUAAAUAGUUCAACAUCAAUACCAACACCAACAUCAUCACGUUCAACAACAUUACUUGUAACUGAUAAUAAAUCAAAUCAUCUUGAAUGGCCUAAAUCAUCAAGAUCAUCAUUAACUUCAAAUACACCAAGUACAAAUCAACGUUCAUUUCUUCAUAAUACAUUUGUACAAAAAGCAGUUCAUGCAUUUAAAGGUGGUACAGAAACUACAAGUGAACGUCGAGCAAUGAAAGUUUUAGGAAUUGUAUUUUUUGUUUUUCUUAUUGCUUGGCUUCCAUUCUCAAUAUUAAAUAUUCUUUCAGUUGUUUGUCCAUCAUGUGGUAUACAAAUAUCUUUAUUAAAUUUAACUAGUUGGCUUGGUUAUAUUUCAUCAAAUUUAAAUCCAAUUAUCUAUACAGCAUUUAAUGUUCGAUUUCGUCGUGCUUUUGUAUCGAUAUUAACAUGUCAAUUAAAUUAUUUUUCUCACAAACGUAAACGUAAUAAUUUAUAUAUAUUUAUUUCUUCAAAUAAUAAUCAAUCAUCAAUGUCUACUGAUCAACAACAACGAUUUUUUUCUUUACAUCGUUCACCUAAAAAAAGGAAUAGUUUUACUUAA
This is a messenger RNA of Rotaria sp. Silwood1, 1446 nucleotides long. NCBI's taxonomy places the organism in Eukaryota, Metazoa, Rotifera, Eurotatoria, Philodinida, Philodinidae. The record is from the annotation of a GenBank genome assembly.